CCGCCCCUCGGGUCUCGGCCGCGUCCCGGCCCCGCUCUCCGUGCGCUGGCGCGGUCCAUGGCGAGCGCGUCAUGGCGAUCGAAGGUGGAGAGAGAACCUGUGGUGUUCAUGAACUUAUCUGUAUUAGAAAAGUCUCUCCAGAGGCGGUUGGAUUUCUGUCAGCGGUUGGGGUGUUUGUUCUCUUGAUGCUGCUCCUUUUUCUCUAUAUUAACAAGAAGUUCUGUUUUGAAAAUGUUGGAGGGUUUCCAGAUCUUGGUUCCGGAUAUAAUGCAAGGAGGAAUUCACAAGAUAAAAUGUAUAAUUCCUAUAUGGACAGAGAUGAGCCUGGUUCAUCCUCUGAAAGUGAAGAUGAAGCACUGGGUAAAUAUCACGAAGCCUUGUCCAGAACACACAAUUCCAGGCUACCGUUGGUGGAAUCUAGACAAAAGAACUAUGCUUGGGAAACAAGGCAAAAAUAUAGCCCUUUGUCUGCGGAGUACGAUGGGUACAGUAGUGAAGCGUCAAUAGAUGAAGGAAACUGCAUUCAAAGAAUGAGAAGGACGCCCCCACUGGAUGAGCUGCAGCCACCACCCUACCAGGACGACAGUGGCUCUCCCCACCUCUCGUGCACGCCCUCUGAAAUUGGGGAUGGAAAGUGUGAGCUCUCUCACUGCAGCAACAGCCCACGGUGCUCCUACAACAAGUGCCCAAGUGAAGGAAGCACAGGCCAUGAAGCAGAGAGCUUUCAUAACAAAGGGUAUGAAGAAGACGUCCCGAGUGACAGCACUGCGGUCCUGAGCCCUGAAGGUAUGUCAGCUCAAGGGUCCUCCUCACAGCUUCCUAAACCUUUUGAUCCUGAGCCAGAAGCUAAAUAUGGCACCCUGGAUGUGACUUUUGACUAUGACUCACAAGAACAGAAGCUUCUGGUAACAGUGACAGCUGUCACAGACAUCCCAACAUAUAACAGGACAGGUGGUAACUCAUGGCAAGUACACCUUGUUCUUCUACCUAUAAAGAAACAGAGAGCCAAAACCAGCAUCCAGAGAGGGCCAUGCCCUGUCUUCACAGAAACGUUUAAAUUUAACCAUGUCGAAUCUGAGAUGAUUGGAAACUAUGCAGUUCGGUUUAGGCUGUAUGGUGUACGUCGCACGAAGAAAGAAAAGAUUGUGGGGGAGAAGAUUUUCUAUUUAACAAAGCUGAAUCUUCAAGGGAAAAUGUCUUUACCUGUGAUACUGGAACCUUCUUACACUCCUUCUGGCUGUGACUCCCAAGUUAGCGUGUCAGAGAUGUCCUGUGGUGAAAGUACAUCCUCCUGUCAAUCUCUUGAACAUGGCUCUGUUCCAGAAAUCCUCAUUGGGCUGCUUUACAACGCCACUACUGGAAGAUUAUCAGCAGAAGUGAUAAAAGGCAGCCAUUUCAAAAACCUGGCAGCAAACAGACCACCCAAUGGACUGUUCUGUUGUCUAAAACACUUGAUAGGUGGACAGGUUUAUAUAAUCCGAGAUACAUACGUUAAGUUAACGCUGCUGAACUCCAUGGGCCAAGAGAUGUCCAAAUGCAAGACAUCCAGCCGCAGAGGGCAGCCAGAUCCAGUGUACAAAGAGACUUUUGUCUUUCAAGUGGCCCUGUUUCAGCUUUCUGAUGUGACUCUGAUACUGUCUGUGUAUAACAAGCGCAGCAUGAAGAGAAAGGAGAUGAUAGGAUGGAUUUCCUUAGGUCUGAACAGCUCUGGGGAAGAAGAGCUCAGCCACUGGACUGCAAUGAAGGAGUCCAAGGGACAGCAAGUAUGCAGGUGGCAUGCCCUGCUGGAGUCAUGAGGACGAGGGUGACUGAACCCGAGCCCAGCACUGCCACUGUCACCUGGUCACCGUCAGAGGAGCCAUUCUCUAGGGUCCUCUUUAACACCCAACAAGAACGUCCAGCACUGAGCUGAUGCAAACAAGAUGUGUGUCUGGUAGAGCUUGUGUGAGAACCAAGAACGUGUGUCAUUAUUGUUAAUCAGUCCUCCAGAAAUUUAAUAAUAUGGUUUUGAUUUGAAGUUAAUUUUAUUUUAGCAAAAAAGCCAGUAAUUUCAUGGAAGAUAGUGUGAUUUAAAAACCAGAAUUUUAGCUGCAGGACUACUUUAUAUCACCCACAUACUAUCCAUAAAGCAUUUGACUGGCCAGUCCCUGGAGUUUGGAAUAUUUGAAAAAAGUAGGUCUCCAGUGAUUACAAUAGUGUCUUUCGGUGAAGGUUCAACACAUUGAAGAUCAUUUUAUUUUAGAUGUGUUCUCUCUGCGCCUCAAUUCUUAUCCAUAACACUAAACCCAAGGGCAGAAUUUCCUAUAGGAAAUUUUAAGGUUGGUUUGUUUGUUUAAAGUUUAUUCUUUAUUUCCCCCUGCUUUUUCCUGAUCCAAAGAGACCAUGUCCCACUGGUCCCUUGCAAACCUUUCUGGCAGGUGUUACUGUAGACCUGCGAACUUUCUGUUGAAAUCACUUCCUGUGUUCUGUGUUCUAGUGCAGAGAUCAACAGAGCAGAGCUCCAGCUUACGAUUUCCUUCCGUGAUCGAUUCUUUACAACUGUAUAAUGUGGGGGGACAAAAAAAGCAAUUCAAGUUAAAGGAAAAUUAUCUGCUCUAAGGGUUUAAUAUCCAGCAUGCAUAAAGCAGGCAGCAUCCAAAGUAAGCAGCCCCUCUCUCUAGUCUUCACCACGUCAUUGUCUGCUGUGAAGACCAUCCCGUUCUCAGUGUGAUUCAGAGCAUCAAGUGAAGAGCGGCUCUGACUCUUACGAAGGUUCUUGUGACUGGCUGUGUUUAUGAAAUCUACUUUUCAAUGUGAUGACAUUCUGUGCCUUUCAUGUAAGUUAAACUUGCUCACACAGCUUGGAAGUUGUAUUUGCAGAAUCAGGUCUUCAGCUUCUAUAAAUGUCAAGACUCCUCCUGGGAGCAGUGUCCGCGCCUGCGCGCCUCUGUAACAUGGGAAGUUGCAUGCUGCGCUGAUCUUUACAUGACCAGGUGCUUUCCUUUGCUGGUUUCAUACUGAGAAACUCUAAUUGGAAAUAUUAUAAGCUAUUUUCUUUUCAUUUUGCUUCUGACAUAACAUCAUUUUGUGCAUAUACUUUCUUAAAUAGAAUAUGUUUUGCAUAUAUGAAGGUGUUUUCUUUUUGCUUUCUCAUUUUUAAUUAAACAAAAAUAUACUAUUUGCCAGUUAGUAAAAAGCUGCACCAUGUUCCAAGCUAAGCUGAGCUCUCUGGACUGUUCCUACAAGCUAGAACUUACCAUUACCAUAAUAGCGAAAUCGGGUAUUGAUUUAUUACAAAUGUGGCAGUACUGACAGGCCUAAAAAAUGCAAAAGGCCACGAACUUCUAC
Messenger RNA from Nannospalax galili (Upper Galilee mountains blind mole rat), 3327 nucleotides. RefSeq names its product synaptotagmin 14 (gene Syt14). NCBI's taxonomy places the organism in Eukaryota, Metazoa, Chordata, Mammalia, Rodentia, Spalacidae. The transcript has 9 exons. The record is from RefSeq and is a predicted model, not a curated record. Bases 72 to 1796 code for a protein of 574 amino acids.